UCGACUAAGCGUGUGUUUACAUGCAUAAACAGAGCAGGCAAUUGAGUUCUUCGAAUCAGCAGUGGCAUUGAUGGAUCGAUCGAUCGGGCAUGCACGGUGAGUUGACAAGUAAAGCAACCGAGAAAGAAUUGAUGAUUUCAAUUUUGCGUAAGCAACAAGGAGCAGAAAUCAAACUUUCAAAAGAUCGAUCGAGGAGGAAAGGGUAGAGCACCGAGGAGUUCUGACAAGAUCACACGACGAUCGCUCCAGCAAUGCAAUGAAGAGAGAGGGGGGAGGGAGGGCUUGGGGUCCCUCCUCCACUCCCGCUCCUGUCCCAAAGGAACUGGCGGGUGCAGUUCCUGGAGUGGAUGGGGAGCAGCUGAAGGAAAGCAACGGGGAGGAGGGCGUGGAAGAAGAGGGUUACAGCUGUGGUGGAGGUAAAAGCAGCAGCGAAAUUGAGAUCAUACGCGUAGGCGAUCGAUCGAUGCAAAUCUCUGGGGGAAUAAUAAAUGUCAGCAGCAGCAGCAGUAUGCAGCUAGCGUUAAUUAUUGAGGGGCUGGACCAGUGUGCAGGGCGUGAGAGGGGCGAAGUGUAACCCUGUCGGUUGUUCCCAAUUCCCCUUCCCUUCUUUCUCUCUCUCUUUCUCGUCUCGUCUCGCUCUUGAGUCGUGAUUUGACGAGCAGGGGAGAAGCACCAGCCUUUCUCCACGCCUUUCCCCUUUUCUCGAACAGAAUGGGAGUUGGGAGACCAUGGACAACGCAUCCCACGCCACGCCCACUGCUACUCCUUCCUUUCCUCUUGUUGUUGUUGUUGCUCUCUCUGUAGCUCUUCUUUUGGUGCCUGAGAGGUUCCAGUCGCUGCCGCUUUUAGUGUUUGCAUUUGCUCGUGGGAAGUGAUAUCGAUCGAAGUUCGGCGAGUUUGAUGGAGUUUAGGCAUAAUAAUCCGAAUGAGAUUGGGAUCGGUUCCUCUUCUUCUACCGCUUACAAUUCUUCUUUGGUUAGAGGAGGAUCCGCCUUCUCUAAACCGACUCUUUCUUCCUCUUCGUCUCUUGUUUCACCGAGAGCAGUAGCGGGAGGCGGCGGCGGCGGAGGGUUGAGAAAUGGACACGUCUUUGGUCAUGGUCAGACGCCGCCGCCGCCGUCUACUCUUGAGAUGGCUCCCGCCGUCAUCGAUCGCGCGCCGCAGUCUGUCGCGAAGAAUACGGAUCAAUCUUCCGUCUCUAACUCGCCUCCUCCGGUGGGGGAGACUGGUGUGGCUGCGUCGGCGAGCGCGAAGGCGAAGACUUCGGCUGAAGCGGAUGUGUCGGGGAAGUACAAGGAGUGCCUCCGUAACCACGCGGCUGCGCUCGGCGGCCACGUCCUCGACGGCUGCGGCGAGUUCAUGCCCGGCGGUGAGCCCGAGACGGCGGACGCGCUCCGGUGCGCUGCCUGCGGCUGCCACCGUAGCUUCCACCGGCGGGAACAGGACGGCGGCGGAGGGAGCUCGUUCUUCCAUUGCGCGACGCGACUGCCUCUCUUGCUCCCGCCUCCCCAGGCUCACUCGCACCACCAGAAGCAGUUCCAGUUCGGCAGGUUCCCAGCCAACCCCUCCCCGGCGGCCGGCAUGCCUGGCUUCGUUCACUUCGGCGGCGGCGGCGGAAACAACCCCAGUGGGAGCGGCGGCACCACCACCGAGUCGUCGAGCGAGGAAAGGAUUCGCACCGGGACCCCGACGCCCCCCGCCGCCGCCAUGCCGAGGAAGCGGUUCCGGACCAAGUUCUCGACGGAGCAGAAGGAGAAGAUGCUGGCUUUCGCGGAGCGAAUCGGGUGGCGAAUCCAGCGGCAAGACGACACCAUGGUGCAGCAAUUCUGCGCAGAGAUCGGAGUGAGGAGACAAGUCUUGAAGGUGUGGAUGCACAACAACAAGCACGCAACGGUGAGAAAGCAGCAGCGACCGCCUACUCCGCCGCCGCCGCCGCCGCUAUCUCCUCCACCGCCGAAGCAGGAACAACAACCCAUGGUGCAACAGAGCAACCAUCAUCCGCAGCACCUCCAGUAGUCUCUAAACUUGCUCGGCGAUGUUCAAAAUCUUGGCUCCCUCCUCUCAUUAUUCAUCUAAUUGCUGCUUCCCUUUUUAUGCUA
Messenger RNA from Zingiber officinale, 2099 nucleotides. Its product is annotated as zinc-finger homeodomain protein 6-like. Gene Ontology annotation, cellular component: nucleus. The coding region runs from base 901 to 2016 and encodes 371 amino acids. The record is from RefSeq and is a predicted model, not a curated record. Gene Ontology annotation, molecular function: DNA-binding transcription factor activity; transcription cis-regulatory region binding. Gene Ontology annotation, biological process: regulation of DNA-templated transcription; regulation of developmental process. The transcript is spliced from 2 exons. Lineage: Eukaryota; Viridiplantae; Streptophyta; Magnoliopsida; Zingiberales; Zingiberaceae.